Molecule: messenger RNA, 906 nt
Organism: Ordospora colligata OC4
Lineage: Eukaryota; Fungi; Microsporidia; Ordosporidae
Product: phosphatidylinositol-4-phosphate 5-kinase
Exons: 1
Coding region: 1-906 (301 amino acids)
Biological process (GO): phosphatidylinositol metabolic process
Molecular function (GO): phosphatidylinositol kinase activity
Source: RefSeq, a predicted model, not a curated record
AUGCAAAUGAAAAAUGCCGAAACGCUACUAAAUGCAUUAUGCACGAUCGAAAAUGACAUGGAAAACAUAUUAGUAUUACCUGAUCAUCACUGUCUUUAUAUUGAUACAGGCACUGCUGAAGCAUACAACAUCCAGAGCUUUGUUAAAGUGCGCAAGGUCAGUGGAAUCAAUUCACUGGGAUGUAUUGACAGUCAAUACAUUAUAAAUACACAGAUACAGGGUAAAAGUGGAUCACUUGUGUUCUUCACUAAAGAUUUCAAAUACGCCAUAAAAACAAUCAGGAAGUCAGAGCUUUCAUGCAUUUGCCAGAUGGCUCCCGAAUACAGUACAUAUAUUGAACAAAAUCCAAACUCAUUGCUUUGUAGGAUACUUGGAUGCUACAGUCUCAAGACCUGUAUUUCUACAGAAUACUUCAUCAUAAUGAAGAACAUACUUGAAGGUUGCUCUACACCAGACGCAAUGCAUGCAGACGAAGUCUAUGAUCUUAAGGGCGUCAAUGUAUGUAGAGAAGGACAGUCACUGCAGAACCUUAAAGAGACGAAUUGGAUAAAAAACAACAAAAAAAUUGAGAUACAUAGCAGACCAGUAUUUGUGUCUCAGAUGAGAAGAGACUUAUUGUUUUUGAACAAGCAUAAUGUUAUGGACUACAGUCUUCUUGUAUGUUUUAAAUCUGUGCCAACUAAUAGAAGUCAUGGUGAAUCGUAUCUACCGAAUGCAGAGGAUCAGAAACAACAUGUAAGUGAUGUGCACUUUGGAAUAAUAGACAUUCUUACGCAAUGGAACUUCAGAAAAAGAACCGAAAGAUUGUUGAAUCUAUUCUGUUGUAAUUCUUCAAGCUCUUGUAUCGAUCCAGAUGCAUACAUGACCAGGUUUCUUGCAAUGGUUGAGUCGGACUUUUUAUGCUGA